Molecule: messenger RNA, 2057 nt
Organism: Macrobrachium nipponense
Lineage: Eukaryota; Metazoa; Arthropoda; Malacostraca; Decapoda; Palaemonidae
Gene: Acadvl
Product: very long-chain specific acyl-CoA dehydrogenase, mitochondrial-like
Exons: 11
Coding region: 78-1625 (515 amino acids)
Molecular function (GO): fatty-acyl-CoA binding; flavin adenine dinucleotide binding; very-long-chain fatty acyl-CoA dehydrogenase activity
Source: RefSeq, a predicted model, not a curated record
UUGCAGAGUGCAAUGAUGCAGCAUUAAAUGACAGCCUUGAAAAAGUAGCUGAUGAUACCUUGGAAGGUCUCAAAGGAAUGGGAGCUUUUGGUCUUCAGGUUCCUACAGAACUAGGUGGUGUAGGUCUCUCCAAUACCCAGUAUGCACGGAUGGUGGAAAUUGUUGGAGGUCAUGAUCUUGGAGUUGGUAUUACUCUUGGAGCUCAUCAGUCGAUUGGAUUUAAGGCAAUCUUGAUUUGUGGUAAUGAUGAGCAGAAAGCAAGAUAUUUGCCAUCGGUUGCCUCUGGAGAAAAAAUUGCUUGUUUUUGCCUCACAGAACCUACUAGUGGAUCUGAUGCAGGGUCAAUUAGAAGUAGAGCUGUACUUUCUGAAGAUGGUUCUCAUUACAUAUUGAAUGGAUCAAAGAUCUGGAUAAGCAAUGGUGGAAUGGCAGAGAUUUUCACCGUGUUUGCUCAGACUGAAGUUGUAGACAAAAAGACAGGUAACAAGAGAGACAAGGUGUCAGCAUUUAUUGUGGAACGUGCUUUUGGUGGAGUUUCUCAUGGCGCUCCAGAGAAGAAAAUGGGUAUUAAAGCCUCAAAUACUGCUGAGGUUUAUUUCGAAGAUGUUAAAAUUCCCAUUGAGAAUGUUUUAGGUGAAGUUGGCUCAGGUUUUAAGGUUGCUAUGGAAGUCCUGAACAAUGGAAGGUUUGGUAUGGCAGCUGCACUCUCAGGAACUAUGCGCUACUCAAUAAAGAAGGCUGUAGACUUUGCAACCUCUCGAACUCAAUUUGGACGUAGAAUUGACAGUUUUGGAGCAAUCCAGGAAAAGUUGGCUCGAAUGGCUAUGUAUCAUUACGUCACAGAAUCUAUGGCAUUUAUGAUAUCGUCGAAUAUGGAUUCUGGAUCUAAGGAUUAUCACUUAGAAGCUGCAAUUAGCAAGGUUUUUGCAUCUGAGGCAGCUUGGACAGUAACUGAUGAGGCUAUUCAGAUCAUGGGUGGCAUGGGCUUCAUGAAGGAAACUGGACUUGAAAGAGUUAUGAGAGAUCUCCGUAUUUUCAGGAUCUUUGAAGGAACGAAUGACAUACUCCGUCUCUUUGUUGCUCUAACAGGACUUCAGUUUGCAGGAGCACAUUUGCGUGAGCUUCAACAAGCUUUGAAAAACCCAGCUGCCAAUAUGGGGCUUAUCUUUGAUGAAGGUGCUAAAAGAGCAAAGAGAGCCAUAGGUUUUGUAGAUGCAGUUCAGAUAGAAGGCAUCCAUCCAAAUCUCUCCGAAUCUGCUGGCAUUCUGUCAAGAGCUAUAAAAGCUUUUGGGUAUACUGCAGAAGGGAUGUUGAUGAAGUAUGGAAAGACUGUUGUGGAGGAACAAUUCCUUUUGAACAGACUUGCAAAUUCUGCUAUUGAUUUGUAUGCUAGCGCUGUUAUACUCUCUCGUGCAUCUCGUUCCCUGACUUUGGGUCAUUCAUCUGCUUCCCAUGAAGAAAAGAUGACAAAAGUUUGGAUAAGUGAGGCUUCUGAUCGAAUUCAGCUAAACUUGACAGCUAUCAAGUCUUCAGUUGCCAAUCAGAACUUCAAGAAUUUGUCUGCUAUUUCCAAAGAAUUGUGUGACCAAGGAGACAUAGUAACUGAGAGAGCUCUAGGGUUCUAAAUCUUUUGAAGAUAGAAUUUUAUAGUUAACCCAUACUCCUCAAUUUUUCCAUGGGUGAUUAAUUAAAUUUUAUUUUAUGGUUUUACCUUUGCUCUUUAACAGAUUAUCAUAUUUAUACAAUGCUGAUUAAUAGCAUUUUCAACUGAUUUAAAAAAAAUAGUAAUUUAAAAGUUUUUAAGAAAGUACAACAUAACAAUGCAAAUACUUUUUAAGGAAUUAUCCUUUAAUUAUUAUCCGCUGUAAACUGUAUAUAAAAAUUUAUCCUUAGGAUAUUCUCAGUUACCAACUGUAUAUAAAGUAAUGUACAGUACUUAGUUUUAUAUGCACAUAAUAGUAUUAAGUAUAAGUAAAGUAUAUUAUAACAAAUUUGUAUGCAUGUUUUAUGAUUAAUUCAUGUAAGGGACUGAAAAUUUGCAAUAAAUUAGUUAUUUA